AUGGACAUCGACUAUGCUAUCCUGAAAGAUGAACUACCUAAAGUCACUGAAGCCAGCAUUGGAGAUGAAAUUUCUCUUUAUGAACGUUGGGACCGAUCCAAUCAACGAAGUAUGAUGGUCAUAAAGACCAAAAUUUCUGCUAGCAUUUGUGGUUCUAUUGAACAACAUCAUAAUGUUCGUGCUCUGCUGAAGGCUAUUGAUGAACAAUUUGAAACUUCAUACAAGGCACUCGCCAGCACCCUGAUUAUGAAGUUUUCAUCCACAAAGCUCAUAGGUGUCCAAGGUGCGCGUGAGCACAUCUUGAAGGCGAGGGACAUUGCAGCUCAUCUAAAUAAACUUGAGGUUGAGAUGUCUGAUUCUUUCCUUGUGCACUAUAUUUUGAACACUCUUCCACAUCCAUACAGACCUUUUAUGAUCUCUUAUAACACACACAAAGAAAAAUGGUCAAUAAAUGAAUUAAUGACCAUGUGUGUUCAAGAGGAAGGGAGGCUGUUUAUGGAACAGGGAGAGAGUUCACAGAGUGCACAUCUAGCUGUUCAAAGAAAGAAGAAAAUUCAAGCUAAAUCGAAGGGAAAGGGUCAAAAUACUUGCCCAAGCUAA
Molecule: messenger RNA, 600 nt
Organism: Asparagus officinalis (garden asparagus)
Lineage: Eukaryota; Viridiplantae; Streptophyta; Magnoliopsida; Asparagales; Asparagaceae
Exons: 1
Coding region: 1-600 (199 amino acids)
Source: RefSeq, a predicted model, not a curated record